AUGGACGAACCUCCCUCUGACAAAAUGAGCUCCAAAUGCGAUGAUGACGGUCCUGGUAGCACUCCUGAGAACAGUCAGGUCAAUGAGCGGACCUUACAUCGUUACCUCAACAUCAGCAAACCUGCAGCUGUAAACUCUGGUACUUUUCCUGGCUAA
Xyrichtys novacula (pearly razorfish) is the source of this 156-nucleotide messenger RNA. NCBI's taxonomy places the organism in Eukaryota, Metazoa, Chordata, Actinopteri, Labriformes, Labridae. The record is from the annotation of a GenBank genome assembly.